AUGGUCUACGAAGAUCUAUCGCUUCCAGAACUUGUGAGCAGAGCCUACGCUCGAGCAGUUCCUCCUAAAAAGUUCGUCAAGCUCAUUCAGAAACGAGUUGUCGAUUCGCCCGAUCGACAAGGGACCGAAAACGCAGUAGCUUCUGCCAUUCUUCCUCACCUUUUACCUUACCCACCUGCACUGAUCCUCUCUUACCUCUCGAAACUACUUGAAUCACCCAUCUUAACAUCCAGAACCACCUUGAUACAUCUUCUAUUCCGUUUAUCGGACCUUGAUCAACCUAAUAUAUCUUCGCUGACAUCAAUAUCGAAUAUCCUUUUAACUCAUUCAACAGGAUUAGAAGACAGUAUACCUUCAAUACUUUCAUCACCUAAUCCUACCUCUACUUCCAGUACAUCAAUACCAGAUGUAGGUACAUCAGCUUCAGCAAAUGCAUCUACAUCUUCUCCACCAUCAAACAAUAACCAAAUUAGUACACUCGCUCUACUCCUUCCAUUACUUCGGAUAUGUUCGACAUACCCUUCUUCAUCUAUAACUACUUUGGUAUCCAAGAUCGUUUCUGUAUUAGCACCAUUCCCUGCACCUUCAUUAGAUGUGGGACUAGAAGCAGGUCAGUUACUACCUUCGUUACCUGAAGAAAUCGGUGGUCCAUUAAGGAAUACAUUGAGUGGAUUGAUGGCUGAUUUAGCUACUCAAGAUAUAAUACAAGAUGUUCAGAUGAAUGACGUUGACAAUAACACUGAUUCUCAACAGAUAUAUCACAGAUUACCAUUGAGAUCAGCUUUAACACUACUCAUAGAAUGGGCCCAAAGGUCGAAUAGCUGGAUGAGUGAUCCAAACUAUGAAGAAGGGAGAGGAGAACCGAAACAAUCUUGGAAAACAAUCUUAAAGUUAGCGUCGGAGUUUACCAAUGAUGCAACCGAAUUCGUAAGAACAUUACUGGAUAUUAUGAUACAGGAUUUAACAAACUCAAGUGUGGAAACCAUGGAUGCUGCAAAACUGUGGGGCGUAUUAUCGGAAGAUGUAUGUGGACUGUUCAAAUGGUGGAAGGAUCAUUCAGACGCAAGUCUCCCUUUUCCCGACGAUAUCAUCUCUCCCUUGGCCACACUGUACCAACAACUCUCGCCUUCAAUGCAGACCUUCUCCGAACAGCUUGAGCAGAAGUAUAGUAAUCUUAUCGAUCAAGCUGAAAAUCAGGAGGAGGGAAGUGGAUUCACACCCCUGGAUGGAUGGAGUUUGUAUUCACUGCAAGAAACCUUGAUUUCCCGUUUGAUACAACUGAAUUUGAUCAACCAUGAGCAAGCAGGAGUUAUAGCUCCAGGAGUCACGGCCUACACAUUUACGCCAGGAGAAUCAUUAAUCAAUCGAUUAUCAUCUGAAACUCACUCUCAUCUACCCCCUCUGGUACAUACCAUACAAUACUCGUUCUCUGCCUCAUCGGCUUUCGCCUCGGAGCUUAUUCAGACAAUCAAAUCUUGUCCCGUUGUCCAACCUCCAGAAAACCUUUUCAACUUUGUCGCUUCACAAUCUGGUCUCUUAGCUGUUCUUGAACAUCACAUACUCCCCUUAACGUUAUUGCGCAUUAUGGAGAGACAAUUGCUCGACCUAGGUGUGGACGAAGCUAGUAGAGGAGAUGACCCUCAAGGAAGUUUGACUAGGUUUGGUGAAGGUGUGGCUUUGGUAGAAGCCUUUGUCGCUCAUUACAAACUUCCUCUACCUCCUUUACUUGAAGAUGCUAGAUGUGCAAUCAGCUUUUCUAGUCUGUCAAUGGACGAUAAGGAGUGUAUGAAUGGAUGGGUAAAAGCUAUUUUUGGAUCAGACGGUAUCGAAGACGCAAUACUACUAGCUACACCACCCCAGAAGCUUUAUAAGCUGGCUCCGACACUGAUACAGCAAGCCAUAGCGGCGGUAGCGGCGGCUCAGAUUGAUCUCGAUACUUUACAUAGUGGAUUAUCGUACUUCUCUCAGCCAUUACUGAGUUGGUGUCUGGGUGGAGUAGUAGGAUGGUUAUGUAGGGAGAUACGAAGACAAGGACUAUUAUCAGCGCUUCAUCUGGUAGUGCUACAGGACCUGAUCCUAGGUCACUCUUGUCCUGAAGCUUUAGUUCGAGUUAAUGCCACAUCGUUGAAUGAUCUACUCAGUCCCGCAAGUGGUUUGACCCAGGUAAUCGCAUCGUCAAAUUUUGAUUUCAGUAGUAUUCGAAACAAACUUGAUUCCUCAGGUCUUCAUGCUCCUCUAACCGUCGUCGAAACCCCUUUGAGAAGCGCACUGCAACUAGUAAGACAAGUUGAACUCGCCCCUCCACGAUGGGAGAAAACUAUCUUUGAUUCUCUGGAGAUGUCAUUAUCCUGGCAAGGUGAUUCAGAAUCUAUAAACUGUAUAAUGGAUGAAAUCAAUCUGCCUCAAGUUUCGCCUGUCGAUAACCUGAAUGGAGUAAUAUCGUUGAUUUUAUCAUUAAAACUUGGAAAAAACAGAAAUCCUUUGAUUGAUGUAUUAAUCGAUUUAUGGCUCCCGUCAAAAUUCAAUUCCAGUUCUGGUUCUACUCCAUCUUCGCCCCUCAUCCCGAUUAUCAAGCGAAGUUUAAUAGUUCACUCAACUAUUCGAACGGAUACAUCCCACAAUGGCGUAAAUGGGAAUGAGAUAAUAUCAAACUUGAUAGAUGAAGUAGAAACACAACUCUCGAAACCAGUAGAUAACGAUGAGAAUGGUAUCGGCAACGCAAAUGUAAGUAAGAAGAACAAGAAGAGGUUUGGCGAAGGUCAGAAGCUGUCUGUUCACCAGAGAGAGUUUCUGGAGAACCUGGUGAGGAAUUUCAGGGAUGAUGAGGAAUUGAGAAGUAGAUUUGAUCUAAGUAGACUGGAUAGAUUGCUGUGA
This is a messenger RNA of Kwoniella shivajii, 2874 nucleotides long. RefSeq lists its product as uncharacterized. Gene Ontology annotation, biological process: regulation of transcription by RNA polymerase II. The record is from RefSeq and is a predicted model, not a curated record. Lineage: Eukaryota; Fungi; Basidiomycota; Tremellomycetes; Tremellales; Cryptococcaceae. The coding region runs from base 1 to 2874 and encodes 957 amino acids. The transcript has 9 exons. Gene Ontology annotation, molecular function: transcription coregulator activity. Gene Ontology annotation, cellular component: mediator complex.